UGCACAGUUGGAGGGGGGAGGUAAGGGGGCAUCUAAGAGUCACAUGUAAGGAAGUGGGGAACCUCCAAUUUUCCAGGGGUGUCCCCAUCAAGCCCACUUCUUAGGCAGACUUUGUGUGCAGGUCUUUGACAGGGAGGCGUGAGAGAAGUUACAAAAUUGACCAAGUCAAUACCCCGUAGUGACAAAGGGCAUCUGAGACCCCACCCCCCCACCCCCCGCCUCGGUGGCUGUUUUGCUUGAAAGACCAAUGCCCCUGUCUUGAAGGAAGAUGAUCCACAUGGGAACAGUGGCCAACCCUGGGCCCCUGUUACCUGUGCGUUCAACUCCAGUGGGAACCUGGGUGGCUGGCUGAAGGCCCACUUUCGGGGCUGGGGGCCCCCGAGGAUCCAGCUUCGGUGGGGCUGGAGGAGGCAGGCCCUGCACGCACUGCAUCCACUGCAACUGCUGAACCUGCAUCUCCUCCUCGGCCUCAAAUUCCGUGAACCUGGGGGGUGACGGAGGCACAGGCCACCCUGAGAAAAUGGCCUGGGUUCUGGAGCCCAACAAAGGCAGCCAAGAAUGAGGGAUUGGGAGAGGAUGUGCCUUGGGGCUGUCAAGGCCCUGUGAGGUGCUGUCCACAGCAGAGAGCUGCUCCUGGAACUGAUACAAGAUCUGGGACCUUUCCUGCCUCACCAGCACUGGAGAGCAUUCAACAGCAUAGAGCCAGGUCGCUGCAUUGAACCAGGUCAACGGGACACGUGGCUGACCCAGGGGGCACCCUCCUCAUGCCCCCCAUCCAGAGCCACAUGAAGGGCUGACAGCCAGAGGCUGGAACAGGCAUGUGUUCCCCACAGGGGUCCUUGCCCAAAUCCAGGACCCUGGGUUGGGACUGAGAGUUCUGGAACGUAGACCUGGAGACAGGGCUCAGGAGAGGCUGGACGAUGUGGAUGCUGAGCUUAGAGGACAGGCCUUCCUUUCCUCUGAGAGGUGCUUGUUUGUUUGGUUUUGUUUCUUAAACCAAGGGGAUUACCGUGGAGCAAACACUGGAAGGGCCAGAGACCCUUGGGCUGAUGACAGCUGGCUUCCCCAGCCUCUUCAGGGAUGCCAGGGUACCCACUCAGGCCACUUUUUGUGAGGAGAGGGGGUCCCAAAUCUAUGUCAGUGGCCGCCAGCCAGCCACCACUAAGGAAUCAGCAGGCUGGCGGGUGGAGCUCUUUCCCCGGCCCAGCCCAUAUGGCCGGAGUUGGACCCCUACUGGACUCACAGCUUCACCCUGCCCCGUCCUGAGACCUUCAUGUGAGGGCAAGGGUAGGUCAAACUCAGGGGAGGGCAGAGCUCGUGGUGGAGGAAGGACAGAAGACCCAGACUCUCAAGGUGAGGGAGGGGUUUCUGGAGGACUGUAGGGCCUCUGGGCUGCGGGCCCCCCGUUCCGAGCGACAGCCCUUCUCCUUUGUCCUCUCUGAUGAGCACCCCCACGGCCAGACCCUGCCCUCACCCACUCGCCUCACCCUCCACGCAGCCCCUGGGCCCAGGACGCUGACUCACUUUUGCGCCAUCUCGUAGUAGAUCAUCCGGUCAGAGUUGCUAAUGUGCUGCCAUUCCUGCACGGCCCUGCACAGUCCCUCCUCCAGUGUCAUGGUGGGCUUCAGGCGGGCCAGGGAUUGAAGCGCUGGGCUGUAAGCACUCGGGGUCAGUCUCUGUGCCCAGCCCAGCCCCCACCUGCCUGACCCCACCCACCAAUGUGGACCACACAUCACUCAACACAGCAUGACUGAGCAACAGGAGAGUGAGAGGCAGGUGUCCGGGAGAGCAGAGACAAGCCUUCCCGGCUACGGCUGUCACCACCUCACACUCCCUCGAGGAUGACCAUCCACUCCCAGGCUAGAGCUGGGACACUGUGCCUUGGGGAGCUCUUUUCCUCUUCAAGGCUGCCUUUUCAUAAUAAAAAUCACCAUCAUCAAUGAGGCGUGGCAUGUGCCAGGCAAUCUGCUCACACUUCAUAGAUUAGCCCAAGGAGUCUUCUGCAUGGUCCUCUGAAUGAAGUGUGAUUGUCCCCUUUUUACGAGGGACCGGAGGUUUAGGAUGGAAAUGCCUGCCAUGCUCACAACUCUAGUGGGAGAGAGCCCAUGCCCUUAGGAGAGCUCUACCAUCACCCUGUUCCUAGUGGAAUUCUCCACAUCAACAAAGUCGAGGCGUGCAUGAAGCGCUCUCCUGGGCCCCGCGCUCCUCCCCCUUCUCCGAAGUGACCUCCCCCGGCCACGUACACUCAAGUGCUGUAUGAAAGGAGACGUCAGCACAGGAGAGUGUGGCAUCCACUCCUUGGCUCCUCAACGUACACCAUGACCCUCUCUGACUGCAAGUCUUCAGGCCAUAUUACCAGGAGAAUCAUGGAAGAGCGAGCUGGCUAGACUCACAGAGGGGUGGGGUCCGUUGAGAUAAGGCACAUUUCAGUCAUGAUGUCAUGGACUGGCAGGCUCGCCCGUAUGACCGACAAUGUGCCUUCUCAUGGCGUGGACAUCACCCUCACACCUCGCUUCCAGUAUCCCUAGAAACCUAACCUGCGAGUCCAUCCCCAGUUCCUCUUUAUCUAAGAGCUCCGAUAAGCUCAUGACCCCCUGAGCGUUCACUCACAUGAGAAAGCAGGAAAGAGCUUCCGCAUCAGGACUCUGGGGAAGGUGUCUCCGGGCCAGUGGCUUGAGGCGCUGCCACCGUCGGAAGUGACUGCCCACGCUCUGGGGGUCAGAGCCGUCCUCCUGCGAGGCGUAGGGCUGCUUGGUGUCCAGGCUGCCCUCCCUGGAAGUGCCGUGUGGCCAUGGCCCAGAGUUCACCGGGCGAAUGUUAGGGGCCAUCUGGGCAGCUGGUGGUGGAGCUUGAGGAGGAGAGCCUGGGGUCCAGCCUCCCUUGCCAGCCUGAGUAACCCCAACAGCUGGAGCAGUCACAAUGGUCUCCAUCGCAGGGGUGGCUAAGAAUAUGGGUGCAGGACAUGCAGCACUCCCGCUGAGGGCCCCUGGAGCGCUCCAGUUGAGGGGGCCCUGGGGAACGAUAAAGGUCGGAGUCUGGGGGGCCUGCACUGGCCUCCCUUGUGACCUGACUCGGACAGUGAAGUUGCAAGCCCCAGGGGCACUGGGGCCACGGCCACCAUUAGCCACCAAAGGCGUCCUGGGGAACGCCGGCAGCAGCAGGCCGCUGCCAGGAGGGAAUGCGGGGGCGAUGAGAGGUGGCAGGUGCUGCUCCCAGGGGGGCCAGUGCUGGGCGCCAGGAAUGGGUGGAGGAAAGGACGCUGCCAUGAAAGUAGACAAGGAGGCACCGGGGUUCAUGGGGACAUCCGUUGCCAGCAGUGCAGAUGCUGUUGAGACAAAGGAAAGGAGUGAAUGGAGGAGGAGAAUGGGCAAGUGGGACUGAGGCUUUCUGCGGCAUCAGAGUGUAAAUCUCCACAGAUGAGAGACUCUUGGACAAGGGAAACUGCAGCGUGCAAAUGUCUUCAAGUGAUUUUCAUGCCCUGACCUCCAGUUGAGAAUUAUUCCACUGGUGACCCCACGCCCAUCCACCAAGCUCCCUGACCCCUGCCUGCCGAGAAGAAAUUGCCUCAGCAAGCACUCACUUGGAGAGCCUCCCUAAGGCACACCCUGGCACCUAAGCCUCACAGGCUGUCUCCCAAGACCUGGAGCUGUGUGGACAUCCGCUCUGUGAGAAAUGCCCCUCAGCCGGCGUACUAGCAGGUGGGGCCUUCUGCAAGUCCAACUAUGUGCCCACAGUUAAGUGUAACGUGUGAACCUGAAGGAUGUGAGGAUGGCAGGGUCUCUGAGAACACACCCCCAGCCUAUAGGCUUACCUCCUAUUGAAGCCAUCCUGCAGGCUUGGGCACGGACUACUGCUGCCUGGUAGCCUCAAUGAGAAAAGUCAAGACCAGGAGCCAGAGAGCGACCUGCUUCAGCAAACGCUCGGGAUCCAAGUCAACGAGGGACACGUUUGAAGUUGUCUUAAGGUUAUAGCCACAACUGCAAAUUUAGUGGAAGCCUUGGCAGAUUUGACUCCAGAAAAUGAAGUUUAUUUGCAAACUCCACACCUUGUCCACAGUCUUCUUAACGCUGAAUUGACAACAUUUCUCUGCAAGUAUCCCUAGAUGAACUUCCUGUGAAAUCCUGCUUUCACCACCUCAUCUUUAAACGUCACAACGUUCUCAAUCCUGCUACACUACUCCCUCUGUCUCACAAAGGUGCAUUUUAGAAAGAUGGCAGAGAUGAGAGUUCCUGAGAAGACCAGAAAGGACAUUUGCAUCUCAAAGAUACAGAUCAGUGCCCUACAGCAAGGCUACAACCAGGUGCUGUGCCAGACCCUGUCUGAGAGAAACUUAGAAAUCACCUCCCUGAAGCACGAUGCCGAGAACUUAAGGAGGGAGACCGCCAUCACGUCAGAGAUGGUGUCAUCUUUGCAAAGAGACGUGUUAGUAAAGGAUGGUCAAGUUCAACAACUAAAACAGGAGGUGAAUCAACUGAAAAGUGAGAACAAAGAAAAGGAUCACCAGCUCGAAGCCCUCAGAUCCAGAUGCUCAGUGCUGAAAGAAGAGUUACAGAAGGAAGAUGCCCAGAAGGAGAAGUGGGAAGCCCAAGAGAAAGAGUUAAAACUCUGCAAAACCCAAAUCCAUGACAUGGAAAAAGAAAUGAGGAAGCUCAGGGUGGAGCUGAAAAGGAGCAUUACCAAGCAGAGCCUCAUCUCUAUGAUGCUGUGGGAAAAGAGCAAGGUGGAAGAGAAGCUUCGGGAGGAUUCCAGAAGGAAAUUGCUUCAGCUGAAAGAAAUGAGGAACAGAGCAAACCUCAUUAAAGCCAAUUUGGAAAGGGCAGUAGGUCAGUUACUAGAAAAGAGCACCAGGGUCACAGAGGACAAUAGCAACGUUUGGCAGCAAAAGCGGACCCUGCAGAAGGAGACCCAGCUCAGCAGCUGCAAAGAGGAGGAGAUCACCCAGAACAUCAAGAAGCUGAAGACAUCCUUAGAGAGUUGCCAGGCAUGCAUGACAAUGUCUUGCUCUAGCAAUGACCUGAAGAAGGAGGUCGACCUCCUACAGCACCUGCAGGUGAGCCCACCUGUCUCAGGGCUCCAGAAGGUGGCACUGGACAUCUUGCGCCUGUCACUGUCCUGGCUGGAGGAAACGGAGCAUCUCCUCCACGAGGUGGGGAUCCAGUUCUCCAGCUCCGACAAAGAUCAUAAGGACCACAUGGAUCGAUCAUUUCUAGACUUAAAGACCCUCGGGAUGGAAAAACAUGUUCAGAAAAUAUUGGAUGUAAAACCUGACUUGCCACCUUUUUCAAGAGUAGAGAUCCGAACGCUUCAAAAUGGCCUUUCCAGCCCAGGGUCCAUCAUGGCCACUGAGAAGUUAUGGAAAACGGAUGUGGCUGAGGCUUUAGAUCUUAGUGAAAAGCUGUACUUGGAUAUGAGCAAAACCCUCGGGACUAUGAUGAACAUCAAAGAUAUGUCAGGUCACGUGUCCAUGAAACACCUCUCCCCAAAAGAGAGGGAGAGAGUCUACCAGCUUCGACAAAGAGACCUGUACCUGGUGUUUGAUAAGAUCACCCUACUCAAGAACCAGCUGCAGAGGAAAGAAGAGCUUUUGAGACGAUACGAGAAGGACAUUGAACAGCUCAAGUAUGGCCCGUGUCCCCGGCAAAAGGCCCAGGCCUCCAUUCUCCAGGCUAAACCUCGGGGCAGCUCCAGACCCGUAGGGACCAGGACAAGAGGACAGAGGCCUGGGUGUGGAGGGGGGAGGCGGGAUGGUGACUCAGGGCCUGAUGGACCCAAGUCUCUGGGCAAGAAAGCAGCAGUUAAAGUACUCUACUGUUAAGGAAUAAGGUGCACUUUUUAUAAAUGUGUCUGAUGUUUCA
This is a messenger RNA of Mesoplodon densirostris (Blainville's beaked whale), 5855 nucleotides long. RefSeq names its product forkhead-associated domain-containing protein 1-like. The transcript has 14 exons. The coding region runs from base 4211 to 5815 and encodes 534 amino acids. The record is from RefSeq and is a predicted model, not a curated record. NCBI's taxonomy places the organism in Eukaryota, Metazoa, Chordata, Mammalia, Artiodactyla, Ziphiidae.